Molecule: messenger RNA, 3468 nt
Organism: Mesocestoides corti
Lineage: Eukaryota; Metazoa; Platyhelminthes; Cestoda; Cyclophyllidea; Mesocestoididae
Source: the annotation of a GenBank genome assembly
AUGGCAGGGUCAUUACAAUCCUCCUCGUUUGAAGAAGCUUACAAAGCUCAUCUUACAAGCGCACUUGGGUUUUAUCAAAAUUUGUUGCUUCGUUUUCAACUUGAGUAUUACCGCCCCGAUGUCUGGUCUAAAGCUUGGGGCAUGUUGGAUUUUGGCAUGAUUACACGUCUCGAAAGUAAGGAAGUCAGCACUGCCCAUUCACUCUGGGCGGAGAAAAUUGCUCAGAAGUUCCUUGUAUAUAUAGGCGAUUUAUUUAGAUAUCAUCUAGAUGUCGGUGAUUUCCAUGCUCGCCGUAUUGCCUACAAGUACUACCAGUUGGCAAUUGCUGUCAACCCCAGCAAUGGUAUGUUUUCUUGCCUACUAAGCCAGCUUGUCUCAGGCACCCCUCACAAUCAACUCGGAACUCUUGACGUGGGUAGGUGCUAUGGCCUGAAUGCAGUCUACCAUUGCCUACGAAGCAUCGUGUCCCCCAUACCAUUUGACGGUGCCAAAGGCAAUCUUGCUACAAUUCUGCUUAAAAACGAGGCCCGUUUUGCCAGUAUGAAGGAGUCCAAGCCGUCAAUGCCCAGUUUACAGUCCCAAGUGCUCCAACGAAAGGCUGCCAUAAAGUUGAAGGACUUGUGUGCUACCAUAGUUAAGUUCCUCUACCUCAUUCACAGGAAUACGCAAGCAUACAUAAAACCCGAGACUCACGCCAUCGACUCGACGAAGGAUCCAGACUUGCUUGACCAAGUUUUGGAGGAUUUUAGCUUCAUUCUGCGCUCGGAGACCAAGCGAUUUGGCGCGAAGUGCAUAGCCCACAUGUUGCCCGAAUUUACUGGAACGUACAGCACAGUUCCGGACUUUUGUCCGGAUUCUGAGUCGUUCAACCGUCAGAAGACUGCGACCACUCCUCUUCUGUCGCCUAUUAUUUUGCGGAUGGUUCUGUGCGCUGUCCUUUUUACAGAUUUUCUAGUCGACAGCAAGGGUUGUGAAUCCCAAGAGCCUCCAAUGGAACAACUUUUUGAGCGUUCAAAAGAACUUCCGUUGUUCAUUCUGCUAUCACUAAACCUGCUUUUAACUCACGCCUCCCACGCCAUGGCAAAAACCGUGAAUAUGUUCACGACGGCUGCUUCUAAGCGCCUUGACGCAGGUCAAAGUACGAGUCGCCGGCGCAAACGAAGCGGUCAGGGUGCAAAACAAACGCUCAGUGGAGACGCUCCUCUUGAGGGUGUUGACGCACAGGAGAUUAAUCCUCCGUUGGACAAUAACUCAAAUGAUGACGACGCUGCCAAUGAAGAGGCGAAUGAGCCCGUGGAUCGGCGUGAGGCAGCUGAGGCGGCGGCGGCGCCUGCAGACGGCAACGGCAGCAACGAAGAUGUGGCCGUGGAAUCCGACACCUCAGGCGAGGUCGUAAGGGGUCCGCGGCUAAGACGACUUCGUCCACGCCGUCGGCCGGGCAAGGAGGACGACUUUUUUUGUAGUUCUCUUAGCGAUUACGACGACGAUGAGGAAGAGGAGGAGGAGGGUAGUGAGUAUUCGGAGGAUGAAGAUGAUUACGACGACGACGAGGUCGAGGAAGAUGAGGAAGACUGGAGCUCUUUGGAAGAGGAAUACGGCGACAACGUCAGGCCUGUCGACAGCGAACUCAAUUCUCAGAACUCAGAGUCUCCUCUGUCGGGUGGGGAAGACGAGGAGUUGGCAGAGACCAGUUUGCAGGCAGAUUCCAUUCGACAGGGCCAGUCACCCAUUCCAGAAGAGGACGCCCAAUCGCCUCCAGAGAGUGAACACGCAGACUCCACCCAAGACGACAAUAAGACCCCUCCAAGUGCGCGCGCCAGCACCAAGGCAGACGACGAUUCCGAUCGAAACGAGGACACCAAGGCGGAGUCCGAUGAGUCAGAGGUGCUGCAGGAGUACACGUGGGUGCGACUCUUUGUCGCAGCCCACUUUGUCGACGGCCUCCUCGCCGCCGUCAAACUCCUCACCGAUUGGCUCGCGCUGUCACGUGACUUCCUCCCGCAGGCGACCGCCUCGCGCGCAGCGUUGGUGCAGCAGGCGGUGUGCCGUCUAGCCGGCCUACUCAACUACCUCAGUCCGAUUGUAGCUCAAGUCGAGCGCGAGUUCUCCGACGCGGAGCUGCUGGCGUGUGACUACGUCGGUUUGCCGAGCGACGGAGUGCGUUCGCCAUCACAGCUAAUGCCUCACCUCUCUGCGCAGUGUCGAGAGGCCUUGAGGCGGGAGCUCCAACAAGGCGGCGACACGUCUAGACGCACGCCUUUGCCGGAGGAUUGGCUGCUUCGGGGCACGCCGUCUCUCUCCGCACUCCACGCUAGCCUCGACUUCGACCAGGGCACCCUAAGUAGUCGAAUUGAGGAGGCGCUCUUGCGGUGCCUCGUGUUGGUCCGCUUCGGACGCCGGUUCGCUCAGCAGACGCCGGAGUUGGGUGUGAAUUUCGUAUACCACGCCGAGUCCAACUACUUCACGGCCCCGCCUCCCACCGACAGCACCAAAACCUUCUCCCGUUCGCACCAAAAGCGGUCCGACGGCCCAGUUCCCCGUAAAUACAGACCACGGAAGGCUAAGAAGGAGAGAGAGCCGUACAGACCCAAGGUUCAGCCGCCGAAAAUUGUAAAUGAGGAGGCGCUUGUGGGUCUCGGUGACCUCCCCACACUCCCCGAAGCGGAAAAGCCGUCUACGUCGACGUCUGCAAUGCGCGAGGAAGCUAUGCGCAACAUGGCAAAACUCCGUCUAAAAAACCAAGUGGACAAACUGUCCGAGGAGAUGGACAAAAGAGCCUCAGUGAGCGUCCGCCCUGUCGCUGGUUUCGGUGGUCAACUGGAGGCCAAAUUCCAGCCCUCGCCCUACAUCGUGCUGGACACUUUUUGUCUACUUGGACACAUGCCUUUCGUCAAAUGCCUGCUCUCCACCCAGCAAUACGUCAUCCUCAUCCCUCGAGCCGUUAUCGCGCACCUUGACCUCCUGAAGAAGACGACGGUGACGGCGAGAGCUGUCAUUCGGUUUCUGGAGGAGCAAACCCACAUCGGCAAUCGCUAUCUCCGCAUCCAGACGGAAGACGAGGAUCUGCCUGAGUCUCAGAAGAUUCGCCUGAACAAGAUCCAGUCGACUACCAGUGGUGACGAUGCGGCUGCCACGCCGUUGCCCGACUUCGCUGUGACCUCCAGGUGGAUCGGCAUCGUUGAAUGCGCCGCCUUCUUUUCCAAGGUCGAACCGGGGUCCCUGGCUUCAAAGAACAGCGAACCUUCCGCAUCGAAGGCGUCAACGGAAAUCGUGAAUCUCCUCAAGUACCGCCCGCCAGCCUCUGAGGUUGUCCCCACCCCCAUAAUCACCGUGUUGAUCGGCUCAAGGAUCACCACACCGCAGGACGUCAGCGUUCCUCUUCAGCUCGUCCACUUCGCCCAAAACUCAGGCAUCGCUCUUGAGCCGAUCCUUCACUUCUCCCAGCGAUGGAAAUCCAAGAGCCGUUAG